Messenger RNA from Perca flavescens (yellow perch), 618 nucleotides. RefSeq lists its product as uncharacterized. The record is from RefSeq and is a predicted model, not a curated record. Lineage: Eukaryota; Metazoa; Chordata; Actinopteri; Perciformes; Percidae. The transcript has 4 exons. The coding region runs from base 4 to 618 and encodes 204 amino acids.
ACCAUGAGGUGGUACACUGUACACAGGGUUAGAUCUAAACCUGUUCAGAAGGAACUCUCUGCAGAUGAAAAGCAUGUGACGUACAACAUGUCUGCAGAGAGUAACUUCACUCUAACAAUCAAAGAUCUGAGAGAGAGCGAUGCAAAUGAUUACUGCUGCAGAGAGACUACUGACGACCCAGAACUCUGCUGGAACAACAAAACUGAGCUCCAGGUUUCAGACCUGCAGGUAAAGGUGCUUCCUGCCACAGAGGGACAGACAGUGACACUGAUGUGUAGCACCAGCUGUCCUCUGACUGAAAACCCUGCAGUCUACAUCUGGUACAAGAACAGAAAGUUCCUCUAUCAGGACUGGUCUCCCUGGUACCAACAGCUGGUCAGCAGUGAGGAAGCAGUCACAUACUCCUGUGCUAUCAAAGGCUACGAGGAUCUCAGAGCCCCUCAAGUCUCAGUGGAUUCUGUCACGUCGACCUGCUUCAGUGUGACCUAUGCUAAAGGGAGAAUGUGUUCUUAUAAGACGACAUCAGAGGAAGAGCCCUGCUCCAUCACAUAUCCCAGAGAAGUACAUGUUCAAAGGAGUCCUGCAGCUAAAGGCCAUGUCACACAAGCUGUCCUCUGA